Molecule: messenger RNA, 877 nt
Organism: Rhododendron vialii
Lineage: Eukaryota; Viridiplantae; Streptophyta; Magnoliopsida; Ericales; Ericaceae
Product: profilin
Exons: 4
Coding region: 223-618 (131 amino acids)
Cellular component (GO): cell cortex
Molecular function (GO): actin monomer binding
Source: RefSeq, a predicted model, not a curated record
CCCACUCAAUAAUGGAUUUAAAAAUGCACAUAUCGUUGCUCAGACGACAGACGCCAUUAAAGCACCAAUCUCGAUUUGAAUACCUGAAAACAAGAGUCCUCUCUCUCUCUCUCUCUCUUCAUUGAGCUAAGCUGAGCUGAGUGCGUGGAGAAACAAGCUCAACAAAUCACAUACAAACACUAGUAAUCAGCAGCAGCAGCAUCUUACAGCGGCGGCGGGAAGAUGUCGUGGCAGGCGUACGUGGACGACCACCUGAUGUGCGAAAUCGAGGGCAACUACCUCUCCUCCGCCGCCAUCAUCGGUCACGACGGCAGCCUCUGGGCCCAGAGCUCCAACUUCCCUCAGUUCAAGCCUGAAGAAAUAACUGCUGCUAUGAAUGAUUUUGCUGAGCCGGGUACCCUUGCUCCAACUGGCUUAUACCUCGGUGGAACAAAAUACAUGGUGAUCCAAGGGGAACCAGGAGCUGUGAUUCGAGGAAAGAAGGGACCUGGUGGUGUUACUAUUAAAAAGACCAAUCUGGCAUUGAUCAUUGGUAUCUAUGAUGAGCCCAUGACGCCAGGCCAGUGCAACAUGAUCGUUGAAAGGCUGGGUGAUUACCUCCUUGAGCAGGGUUUCUGAUUGCUUUGUGAAAUAAUAAUGCAAGUGCUUGAACUCGUCCAAACUCCUUGUGGAAACAAAACUAUUUGAAGCUUGAGAAGUGCUGCUAUGUAUGAUCUUCUGAAUUCCAACUGGAUUGUCUUUGUAAUCUUAUAUGACAAGUUCACUCUGAUUUCCAGCAGAGGCACUUGCCUAAAUUGGAAUUGGUUUUCCUUUAUUUGUUUUGAUUCCUAAUUUGUUUGGAACCACUGUAUAAUAUAUGGUUUGUGUUUUUGCGGCA